AUGGCGGACUCUGCACCAAAGUCGCCCACACCGGCCUUGACCUCGAGGUCGAGGACAGCCUCUCCAACAAGAGAAGCCUCAGUUGGACCCAACACGGCUCCUUCAACCCGCCCUGAUGCACCCGAAUCCGGUCCUACUGCGUCUGAAGCCGGUCCUUCUUCACCCGCAGCCGGUCCUUCUUCACCCGCAGCCGGUCCCUCUUCACCCGCAGCCGGUCCUUCUUCAACCGCAGCAGGCCCCCCUGCAACCGAAGCCGGUUCUGCUGCGCUUGAAGUCGACGAUACAGCCAGUCUCAGCGAGACUACGUCGAACAUCGACGACCGCAUUUCCACAUACACUGCAUCCCUGAGUUCAAGCGUUGUUGACUACCCGACUGAGUAUGGUCGCCGUUAUCAUGCCUAUCGCGCCGGAUCUUACCUGGUCCCCAAUGAUGAGAGCGAAAUGGACCGACUUGAUCUCAAUCACAUGUUGGUUAUGAAGACAAUAGGCAGGAAGCUUUUUCUGGCUCCAGUCCCGCAGGAAACGACCCAUCGCAUUCUUGACAUUGGCACUGGUACUGGCAUUUGGGCUAUCGAGGCGGCAGACGUCUUCCCCAACGCCCAGAUUCUAGGGAACGAUCUCAGUGCCAUACAGCCUUCUUGGGUACCGCCAAACGUCAAAUUCGAGAUUGACGAUGUCGAGAGUCGCUGGGUCAACGAUAACAAGUUCGACUUCAUUUUCAGCCGUUAUAUGUCUGGCUCUAUUACGGACUGGCCAAAACUGGUCAGGAACGUUUAUAACAACCUCGAACCCGGCGGCUGGGUAGAGUUUCAAGACUACGACGUCACUUUUUACUCCGAUGACGGCACCCUCACCGAGGAUCACCAAACUUCCAAGUGGCUCAAGCUUCUUAUCGAGGCUGUUCACAUGAUUGGCCGCGACCCUAGCCCUGGACCAAAACUAGAAGGAUGGGUCAAGGACGCCGGUUUUGUCGGCGUUUUUCAUGACCAGUUCAAACAGCCCAUCGGACCGUGGCCGAAACACCCGUACUACAGGGACAUCGGUAUGACGAACCUCAUCCAGGUUUUGGACGGGUUGGAGGCGUUCAGCUUGAAGACGUUUUGCGGGAUUCACGGAUGGACCAGAGAGGAAGUCUUGGUGCUGCUUGCUCAUGUACGCAAGGAGUUGAAGUCUGCGGCUUUCCAUGCUUAUACCGUGAUCCAUGUGGUAUAUGCCCAAAAGCCUUACGAGGAGGAGGAAGAGGAGGAAGAGGAGGGAGAAGACGGAGAAGAGGGGGAGGAAAAUUGA
Molecule: messenger RNA, 1287 nt
Organism: Colletotrichum higginsianum IMI 349063
Lineage: Eukaryota; Fungi; Ascomycota; Sordariomycetes; Glomerellales; Glomerellaceae
Product: UMTA methyltransferase
Exons: 10
Coding region: 1-1287 (428 amino acids)
Molecular function (GO): methyltransferase activity
Source: RefSeq, a predicted model, not a curated record